UGUGCCAGAAUGAGAACACUUCUAUUUUGUUUGUCAUAAUUAUACACAUUUUUACUGCUUAGUUUAAAAAUGGGUCUCAAAACAUUUUCAAUAUUUCACAAUGACAAUAGGCAUUAGUUAUGUUCGAAAUAUUCCCAAUAUUAAAAAAAAAUAUCCUUGUGCGUAGACUACUGUUGAAAUACGACUAUACAAUUUUAGAGCUACAUAUAUUGAAGCUGUAAUCUGUUUCUCGUCCCUACAAUGGACUUAUAACCUCUAUAACAUGUGCCUUAAAACCAAUCAAUUCUUCAUAAAAUAGGUGGAUAAGGAAUGCUUUUGUUUUUUCUGUUUUACCUGUAUUCUAUUUUGGGGUGAUCUCAGUUACAAAACUACGUCAACUGGAUAACCACUGGAAAUCAGACAAUACUGAACAAUAAAUACUCUUUUGUGCAAUUUCGGUAUAUAAUAAAUACACGUGUAGAGUUAUUUCAUGCUAGUGGUAAGCCCUGUUAGAACGGGCAAGCUUCUUUGUUGGCCAUGAAUUCGUGAUUUAUGCAUGUUCCCUGACAUGAUAACCUUAGUGGACAUUUUUAAUUUGUUUAUUUUUGGCUUGAUUUUCGGAAGGAUUUCGAUGCCACCCGACCAAUCAGAUUUGUUCUAUUUUUGGCUUAAAUUUCUGAGGGUUCGGUAUAGUAUAGUAUACCAUACUAUGUAUUUCUUCUAAUAGAGGUUGUUGUUAUUGUCACUCUGGACAUCGGUUUUCCCAUUCUGACUUUUUUGUUCAUCUCGUCCUGGGAUAUAAUUUCAAGUGAUCACUUGGUUAUAGUGUCAUGUUCUGGAGGCACAUUCUUCUAAUCAAAUCUAAAUUACUCAUCUUCGCGGGGUCAAUCAUGCUACAUUUAGCUAAAUUCCGAUGUCUUGAUAAUCUAUCCUCGACCUAGUGGUUGGACCCAUGUAGUUAACCCUGUGAAAGAAAGAUGAAUAGAAAGCGAGGUCAGUUAGAGAAUCUUUGUUCAUCGAAUCUACAUCCAACGCACGCAACAGGAAUGACUCAUCACUGAUUCCAGAGAUAUGGUAAAUAUUACCAUCAAUCAAAUCGAGAAAUGAGAAAUAAGAGAAUUAUAUAGUCUAAGUUGAAAGGUUGUAUGACUACCUUGAUAUCAUUAUGAGCAGUAGAUUGUGAUGGAAACUUCAUCACUGAAUAAUACUGUGCGACACUGUGCUACUUUAUCAAAUAAAUUUACUUACAUUAAUUCUCAUUUAAUUGGUCAGUUCAAAAUUGUGUAUAUUUAGACGUUUUCAACAUUGUCCGAUGAGCGUUGCGUAUACACGCACCUAGUUCGAACACACUCAAUAUUCAACUUAUUUACUAAAAAAACUCCUGUGUUCAGUAACUAAAACCUCUAUGACUUGGCCUCACCUGAACUUUAUCAAAAUGGUUUAACACUUUCAAAAAUAUUCUCGAUAUUUUAUUUUAUUUAAUGUGAUCUGUCUCUUGAUAAUGUGGACUGCAAUGUCUUUUAUCUGAUUUAGUCAUUUAAUGCACUUUGGUGAUAUGAUAUUCGAUCAGUGAUACUUUUAUCAUUGUAAUAGGAUACUAUUGUAACAACAGAAAACAAGGGCUGGCAACAUAUCGUUUUAUUACGGAAAUAAGCACGUAUUUAUAUAUAUUUUCUGUACAUUAUUAAAGCUUAUUCAAGCAGACAAACGCCAUCUUCUGACUGGUUGUUUCUGGUUUCUCGGAAAGUUAAGUCAUCUUUCUGCGAAUCUUAUUUGCCCACGUUAAGUCUGCUGUGAUUGGUUGUUGAAUCAACCUUGUUCAUAUUUUCUCACGGCCAAUAUUAGUGACCUAGACAUUGACGUAAAUUAAUGCCUACCAAUUGGCUAGCAGUCUGCUCUCACCACACUAUGAUGUUGCUUUAUGGCUUAAACCCCUUAACUUUCAUCCGCUAGGUCCUUGGUUUGAGUCCCACUCUGUUUUCUUCAGUCUGGGUAACUGGAUAAUAUCAUCAGCACUCAAACGACAAGUGUAGCUGCUAGUUUGAUGCAUAAAAGACCCGGAUCUUUGAGUUCAAAUAGUCAACACUUUGACUUUAUAUUUAGAUGACUUCAUUUUACGCACCAUAUAUAUUCUCACAAUUAUUUAGUGUUUAGGUUUUCUUCUCUUAGAUAAUAAAUGUAUAACCUGUAUAUCUCAAUGCCCAUGUUGAUCUUCUUUUUCUUAAAAAAUUUCAGAAUUAUAAUUAAUAUGAAUACACCAAGUACCCAAAAUAAUGCUGAUGACCAUCAUCAUCAUACGUCUUCUGUACAUGAAUCAACUGUAAUCGGUGAAAAUUGUCCAAGUUGUCGUGUAGUCAGUUCAGUUAUUCCAAUAACCCUAUCGGCCUACAUUAUGUAUGUGUGUAAGGAUCAAUUAUUUAAAUAUGCUGGUGCACAAAAAGUUUCAUAUUUGACAAUAUGUACUGGGAUGUCCGUAGGUUUACUGUACCUUGGUGUACGCCAGCUGUUUCGUCACUGAAGCACAGAAAUUGACUAUGAAAUUCUUGUGCAUUUCGAAGUGUAUGUUUCUGUGUGUCCGUGUGUGUGUGUUUGUUUGUACAUAGCACUUCUUGACAAGAUUCAUUUUCACUAUUCUUCAUCUAUCUAUCUGUAUAAUAAUUAUUAGAUCUUAUUUUAUAAAGAUUGAUUCAUGGA
Molecule: messenger RNA, 2673 nt
Organism: Trichobilharzia regenti
Lineage: Eukaryota; Metazoa; Platyhelminthes; Trematoda; Strigeidida; Schistosomatidae
Source: the annotation of a GenBank genome assembly